AUGGAAAUGCUGUCCCUAAAUAUAUCAUCAUACUCGAAACCCUCCGAGUAUCAGGUCUCAAAAUUGCCCUCGCCGAGUCUCAUCGACUCAAAAGAUGUAAUAGUCAAGGUUUAUGCCGCUAGCAUCAAUCCCAUUGACGUCAAGAGAGCCGAUGGCGCUCUGAAACUUGCAGUGAGAGACCCUUUUCCUUUUAAGAUCGGCUACGAUUGUGCCGGUGUGGUUCAAGAAACUGGUCGGGACGUGAAAAAGUUCAGAAUCGGAGACGCUGUGUAUAUUAGAUUACCCGAAGUAUCCCGGGGGUCAUGCAGCGAAUUCGUCAGAUGCUCUGAGGAACAUAUUGGUCUUAAGCCGCCUUCUCUAUCUUUUGAAGAAGCAGCCUCAAUUCCACUAGCAGCAAUGACCGCCCUCCAGGCUCUUCGAUUGUACCGUGGCGACCUUGCCGGAAAAACCGUCUUCGUUCCUGCUGGAUUGAGCGGAACCGGCUUGUUCGCAUGCCAACUUGCCAAGCAUGUUUUCCAUGCUGGUAAGGUCAUCACUACGGUCUCAACUGCGAAAAUUCCGAAAUUGGCAGAGCUUCUUGGCGAAAACACUAUUGACCAGGUUAUCGACUACACGAAAUCCGACCCCAGAGAUGUGAUUGAACAUGGCACAAUUGAUUUCCUCUUUGAUACUGUAGGCUCUUCCAUGGAGCUCCUGUGUCUGAUGCGACCAGGAUCUAGCCGUAUUGUAUCAGUCUCGACUCUACCUUCUGGAAAUCAACUGCAGGAUUCACCUCUUAUGGACCUGCCUCACCGACCCACUAUUCCGUUCCCCUUUCGGAUGGGACUCAAUAUGCUUGAUCAGGUCCGAAAGGCCAGGGCAUACCGUUACAAGACAGAAUAUUCCUACAUGUUUCUGGUAUCGUCUGGUGAGAACUUGGAUGAACUGACUCGAUAUGUGGAAGAUGGGAGACUCAAAACAGUAGUGGGAUCAGUCGUCGACCUACAAGAUAUUGAAGCUGUGAGAAAGGCUUGUGGGACUGUUUACAGCGGUCGGGGAGGAUUAGGAAAGCUGGUAAUUCGCGUUCACAGGCCCGAGUAG
Molecule: messenger RNA, 1080 nt
Organism: Aspergillus welwitschiae
Lineage: Eukaryota; Fungi; Ascomycota; Eurotiomycetes; Eurotiales; Aspergillaceae
Product: NADP-dependent oxidoreductase
Exons: 5
Coding region: 1-1080 (359 amino acids)
Cellular component (GO): mitochondrion
Molecular function (GO): oxidoreductase activity
Source: RefSeq, a predicted model, not a curated record